AAAAGAAUUUUUGAUUUUGUCCGCUAGGUGGCGCGCGUUUUCUGAGACUGUCGCAGAAAAAAAGCAGCAGAAAACACAAAACAAAACACGCCCAAAUUCCAAGGUGUAUUACUGUGUUUUCUAACCACAAGGAUAUUAUUCGUAGUGACUCAGAAAAACCAAAAAUGGCAGGCUGUUGUAAUACCAUAGCAAGAGGAUUGCUGAUUUUGUUCAACAUCAUCUUUUGGCUUUCUGGUGCAGCUCUUUUGGGUGUUGGAAUCUGGUUCAAAGUCGACAAAAACAUCAAUUCUUACUUCGAUGUGGUCGAUGUGGACACACAGGACCCAUACUUUGAUUACGCCGUGUAUGUCCUGAUAGGGUUUGGCGCCUUCGUUUUCCUCGUAGGUUUCUGUGGGUGCUGUGGUGCCAUCAGGGAGAGCAAAUGUUUGCUUGGAUUUUAUGUCUUCUUCUUGAUGCUCAUCAUUGGUGGAGAAAUUGCAGCUGCCGUCUUGGGAUACAUUUAUAAAGAUAAGGUGGAGACCGAGGUGAAUGACCUUCUAAAGCAGACCAUGAACAUGUAUAAAGUGAAGAAGAACAUGAGAAAUGCCUGGGACUUCGUGCAGAUUGAGCUGAACUGUUGUGGGGCGGAGUCUCCUGACACCUGGAAAAACUUGAGCAUCCCAUAUAAUGGCGAGGAUGUGCCAUUUCCUUCAACGUGCUGUGUAUUGAAAGACAAAGAGAAAGCCAUUGAUGAUCUGGAAAGUGCAUUGCCAAUGAAUUCAACUGCAUGUUUUGGCAAAGAGGAUGGUUAUUUUCAUUCAAAGGGGUGUGUUGAUGGAUUGAAAGACCUAAUAGCCAAAUACAACUGGAUUAUAUUUGGAGUUGCUAUUGGAAUUGCAGCUCUUGAGGUCGUAGGCAUUAUAUUUGCCAUCUGUGUUUGUCGGGAAAUCAAUAAAGACUAGUGCUGGAUGGGUAUCAAGUUUUUCACCAAACCAAUAUGCUAUUAGUAUCACCAAAAACCUUUACAUGUAAUUAUAAUUAUACAAUAAGCUUUAAAAGAAGAAAUGAAGAUCUUAUCAAUGUAAUAUGAACUCCUGAAAUAUUUUCUAAUUUAGCAGCCAGAGUGGCUGUUUGUGAUAAUGUGACAGGAUUUGUUAUUGUGUAAGCUUUAAGUAUCCUGAUGAAAAAUCUGUAUCACUCUUGUGUGAUGGGUGUAUAUGGAAGUAGAAGACCAUUCCAAGUUUUAAAUUCUAUGUAUUCUGGUUUUGGUCCACUAUUGGGAUUGAGUCAUCAUUUCAUGAAAGUUAACACCUUCUUGUUUGUACACCAUUCUGCUAUAUGUUUUACUAGAACUGUGUACAGUCUUAUUGGUUUCUUUAAUUUUCACUAAUUUUGCCAGAGUAAGGUCACACUAUGAAAUUCAUAUUAUUGUGAAAAUAACCCACUCAUGGUAUUAAUAUAGAAUGGACAUAAAAUCCCAUGAAAAGAAAUUUUUAAAAUAACCAGAAAGGAAAAGAGUCAGAUUUGAAAAUGUGUUGAAAAUCAUUUUUGAUACACAAGUCAAAACCUCUCAUUAUUUCCAUUACAUAAUAUCCGUUUAUCGAUGAAUUCAAAGGAAGGAAAACAUGGAAUGGUCUGAACUUUUCCCAGGGUGAAAUAUUACUUGUAGUUAUUGGUGUUUUUUUUCUGUUUUGCUAGUGACUUUGAAAUCCUGUAAUGAAGAAAUUGUAAUAAUUUUCGGGGCAGUUUGCAUCUUUGCUUUGUCAUUUUUACACCUUCAUGUGAAGAUAGAUGUUCACACUGAUUUGAAAAUCAUUCCAAAUGUACAUGUCAUAUUUUUAGAAGACAUAUGGUGUCAAUAAGUGGGUAAUAUCAGUAGUAGACAUUAGUGCCUUUAGAUAAGUGUUUCCUAGUUCUCAUUCCCUCGGCAUAUAUUUUAGUACUAAUUGAAAAGAAAUAUUUUCUACAAUGGGAUUUAUUUUUCUGUUGUUUAAUUAAUUAAAAAUUCAAAUAAUUUUGGAAAAUCACUGAUAUGACUUGUAUAUUUAUAUGUGUGUAACAAGAUUUAUUUGACUGAUCAAAAUGAUAUUUGGUGUUGAUAGUACAUACAUACUGUACUUGUAAUUGAUUGUGAAAUUUUUUUUUAAUCAAUCAUCAUUAUCAGUGGAUUGAUUUUAAUUAGAAUUCAUCAUCAUUUCAUCACGAGGUAUUGUAUUUUCAAUUAUGUAUCUUGUGCUUUGAGUAAGCCUGAACAGCCUCGCUAUAUUGUUAUUAUUUGAUAUAUAAUCGUUGUUAAAAUGUUUGUUAUCAAAUGUUUGAUGCAAAACUAGGUUGUUGAAAAAUUUGUAGUUUAUAUGAAUAUUAAAACACGCAGUAUUUUAUUAUAUAAUCUAUAUUUUAAAUUUUGAUAUUUCAAAUUAUUAUUGAGAGAAAAAGAGUGUAUUGAAGAGAGAAAAAGGCCAAUCAAAAUAAAUUCUGUUUCUCAUAAUCUGCUCCUCUAGGAUAUUGGAGUCUAUAAGAAAAUAAAUGAAUAAAACCUACAUAACCAUUAAAAAAUUAUACAUGUACUUGAAUAUUUUUAGGUUUGACAGUUUUGAAGAUGAGAAUUUAAAAGUAUGGAUUAGUAAAGAUAGAAUCUCGACAAGUCUUUUUUAUUGUCAUCGCAUCCUUUGUGGACUUGAUUGUUGGAUGCAAGUUAAAAAGAUAAUUUCUCUGUGAAGCAUUUUCAAAAUUUUUCACUCACUUUGGCAUAGCUUUAGAAAAAUGUACCCAGCUGAUGUAGAAUUUCUUUUGGUCGGCCUAAUACAUGCUUAAGUGCAGUGGACUCCUCUUGCAACGAGAUCAACUUGAUCCUGGCAAAAAUUCUGUAUCAGUAUUUUGUUUUUACAUAAUGUAAAGGGCAUGUUGUAUUGUUUUGUUUAUAUCUCGCUAUCAAAAUGUAAAAUUACCUUAAUAUACCUGUGUAUCUUCUGCAAGUUAUCAUUUCUAAGUGUAAAUUUUACCAGUCAGUUGUAGAAAAAAAGGUAAAAAUCAUUGUACACUUAUGGCGGGGAAGUACAUGUAUUUAUAUCAAAUGUUUUUCUUGACCUAAAUCCAACACCAAUGUGAAACUUCUACUCUGUAUUUUUAGAAAUUUUAUAAUACCGUGUCAAAAGUGCUUAAAAUGAUAUCAAAAAAUUCACUUACAGAUUUGACUUCUAGAUACAUGUAAAUUAGUUAUGCUUUAUAUGAAUUCACAAUGGAUCUCGUUGUAAAUGGAGUGAAGUAUACUUAUCUGUUGACAAUAAAUAUAAAACUUUUUUUUCCCUAUGAUAUUCAGUAUUUAUUGAUUUUGUACCAAUGUUCCGACUUAUAGUUUACACAUGUUUGAAGAUAUUGUAUAUCAAAUUUUGGCUUUAUAAUUUUAUACAUAUAUUUAAAAGUUUAGUAAGUUUAAAAAAAAUAAUUUGUUUUGAAAUUGUUCAUCAAUAUCAUCCAGCAUUUUAUUAUGUGAUGAUUUAGACACUGUUAGUUUGUUUUUGUAUCUAGGAUGACUGGAUCCCUAACAAGUACAUGUAUUAGAAUACAGUGUAAGCUUCACUGGCAUGCACUGCACAGGGUACCAUAUGACAAGGUUACAUGAAUUUGCUAGAAGUAUAGAUUUGAUGAGAACCUCUUGAUAGUGAAUCUCUGUGGUCAUGUCUUUGUGUUCACACUUCUGCUCUGCUACAUGUAUCAAUAUUUGUAAGCUCCCUAUAUACUGUUCUUAGUGCUGUCCCAAAACUAUUUUGCAAUGAUCCUCUAUCUAGUUCGAGCAUCAGUUUACUCUGGUUUUAAAGAAAGAUUGUACAGGUUAGGUUAACAAGGGCAAUUAUUUCCGAGACAAGUGAUAUACAUGUAUAUUGAUCUUUCAGGAACUGAACAAAGAAAGCUAAGGUUGAAAAAGGACUAGUCAUUAUCUUAAUAUAAACAAUAUGAAAAUUGUCUUUCAAGAAAUUCCAUUCUACAUACAAUAUGAAUACCUACCUCUUACUUAGGCUGGGAAAAUAUGCCCCCUUUUUAAACACGUAACUUUAUUUUUACAAAGAGAAAAGCCGGGUAUAUUUUGAAAAAAACUAGUCCAAGUUAUAGUAUGUAUUGGGUUGAAGUUAAGACCUCUGUGUGUCUUUGAAGAACCAAGGUUCGUUUGCAUUCUGUAAUGAAAUGUUAUUGGUUUGGAGAUAUGCUGUAGAUAUUAGCUCUAGGUGUUGAUUCUUUGUGUUUUGUAUGCUAAGCCUUGCAUAUGUUCUCGUAAAUUUUUGUCCCUUUUCGAUUUAAUUUGGAUGCCUUGCACAUCUUUUGAAGACAGUGUAUUGUCUGACCAUAUCUUGAGAGCUUGACAGUCCAUGACUAGCAGAUUUUUAUGUCACCUACAAAACUUUCCUUCCUGAGUGUCGCCAAAUGCAUUUAAAGAUAUUUAAUUUCCCUGCCAGAUGAAACAACAGGGUAUGCCAUUGCUUUUGAGGUGUCAUUUAGGUAUUCCUUAACCCUCUGUCUGUAUCACAGUCUAGAACUUUGUAACUGUUGGAGCUUGGGCUUCAGUAUUUUGUAUAUGCAUUCUGUAUGAGAGGUUAGACAUGUUUAUUGGAACACCCUAGUGGCGAGAAAAGGUUAUAUGUCGGGGUGAUUUCUACUGUGCAUACAAUAUGAGAACCCCUGAACUGGUUGUAAUCAGACUUCAUAGGCAGGUUAAUCAUGGAUGAUAGGUAACCCCUGUAGAUUUCACAGAUUAAAAUGCUGAAGUUGACCACAUAUUCGCUUCAAUUUUAUUUUGGGAGAUAUACCCUAUAAAAUUAGUAAAGUCUGUUGAAUGGACAUGAUCAAGAAAAAAACCGAGUUGUUUAACCCCCCCCCCAUCCCCGCCAUGAACAUGAUUAUAUAAACCAUAAAAAUUUUAAACCCUUGAAAAUAAAUGAUUCUGCACAGUCGGUAUAGGUGUUUAAUUUUGGGUGUAUUUUUAUGUAUUGUUCCAAUCGUGAGAUACCAGUAGAUCGUACAUAAUGCACCAUGUAACUGUCACUGCAUGGAAUUCAUACCAUAACUGAAACUGUUUGAUUUACAGGGAUAUCCUAAUUGUUGCUACCUUUGGCAUGCAGUGUAGUGUUUUACUUGGUCAGGGCGCACCUUAAUGUUUUGGGGCCUUAUUGUAAUGUCGGUAUUCUUUGAAGAGGUAACUCCAUGAUUAAUCUCGGCUGAGAUUCGGCUUGGCAGAAUAUUUGAACUUUCUCCUUCAACGGUGAAGGCGUCAGUCAAAAUAUUCAGCCGAGCCGAAUCUCAACCGAGAUUAAUCCAUGAUAUGUAUUGAUCACUUUUAAGGUUUUCCAUUAUCAGAAAAAUGACAACUGCUAAAUAAGUUCCAAAGUACAUAUUGAUACAUGGUCUGUUACUAAGGGAGCACUGAUCAACGGAUAGGCAGCGGCAGGACAACUUGUAUUGUUUCUGAGAGUGAGUGCUGGAGGCUCUGUGUUCAUAAACUGAGAAUAGCUCAACUUUGAGUCAAAUUUUUUAAUUAUUCAUAUCAGUAUAGUAUCGAAAUAGACAGUCAGUAAAAUUCAUGUUGAGAUUAGAUUCUAUUAUUCAAAUUUGUAAUUCUAACAAGCCAAGGGUAAAUACAAAAUCUCAUAUAUUCUCAGAACCUGUUCUAUGCAUGGGCUGAUAGUGUACCAUAUGUACUGAAUGUAUGCAAGAUGACUAUAGGAUGCAUUCAUGACAGUUUAGUUGUAUUUAUUGUUUUGGUAUUACCGGAACCCAAUUUCUAGAAAUUUAAAUUUGUUACAUUGUAGCAGUGCUAUAUAGGUUUUAUUUACUAUUCUGUUAAGAGGGAUACCUUUUUCUUAAUUUGACUUGGCCUUAGAGAGCUUGUUCAAAUGUAGAGGUGAACUGAUAGAAUGACACUAAAGCAUUCUUUCUGUGUGUUCCAUGUCUAAUGUGAACUCUUCUUAUACCAAUGGAUGUUGUCAGAUAUUGGGAGCAUACUACAUAAUGUACAUUCAAAUAUGUUUCAGUUAUUGAUGGUAUAGAGAAACCUCGUCUCUUAUACCGUUGGAUAUUGUCAGAUAUUGGGAGUGUUGUGGGUGGGUUUUUUUCAAUGCAUAAUACAUGUACAUUAAUUUAAAAUGUAUUGAUGGUAUAAAGAAAACUUAUAUCUAACUGUUGUAUUCUGAUAUUCAAUAAAGAUUUACAGAGAGUUA
This is a messenger RNA of Ostrea edulis (European flat oyster), 6188 nucleotides long. RefSeq names its product CD9 antigen-like. The record is from RefSeq and is a predicted model, not a curated record. The transcript is spliced from 9 exons. Lineage: Eukaryota; Metazoa; Mollusca; Bivalvia; Ostreida; Ostreidae. Gene Ontology annotation, cellular component: membrane. Bases 165 to 941 code for a protein of 258 amino acids.